Molecule: messenger RNA, 1674 nt
Organism: Zasmidium cellare ATCC 36951
Lineage: Eukaryota; Fungi; Ascomycota; Dothideomycetes; Mycosphaerellales; Mycosphaerellaceae
Exons: 1
Coding region: 1-1674 (557 amino acids)
Molecular function (GO): heme binding; oxidoreductase activity, acting on paired donors, with incorporation or reduction of molecular oxygen; monooxygenase activity
Source: RefSeq, a predicted model, not a curated record
AUGUCGCGGACUCUCCAAAUUCUCGGCGCUUCGUACGUCGAAUCGUUACUUCUGGCGAGAUAUGCGCCGCGGUUCUCGCUGGGGACGUUCACGACGGCGUUCCUGCUGUUCUUCCUCCAAUUCGCGGCUUUCAUCUUCUACCGCAUAGUCGUGUACCCGCGCUUCUUCAGUCCGAUCCGGCAUAUUCCCCAAGCGCCCAAUGGCGACUUUUUCCUGGGGCAGACGAGACGGGUUAUUAAAGAGGCUUCUGGGGCUCCGAUGCGGGACUGGACCGCCAAUGUGCCGAAUAAUGGGCUGAUUCGAUAUUCGAUCUGGUUCCAGGAACGACUCCUCGUUACUACGCCGGCGGCUCUGAGCGAAGUCCUCGUGACGAAGAACUACGACUUCAUUAAACCGCCUCAAGUCCGCAACGGAUUGGGGAGAAUCCUUGGUGUGGGAAUACUCCUCGCUGAGGGCGAAGAGCAUAAGAUUCAGAGGAAGAAUUUGAUGCCCGCCUUCGCCUUCCGCCACGUCAAGAACAUCUACCCGGUCUUCUGGAAAAAGGGCCAGGAACUAAUCGACUGCCUCUCCGCCGCCUCCAAAGCCAAGGACAUCGACGAACACCACAUCUCCGACACCGACAACCACAGCACAGAGACAAAACAUGAAGCAGGCGCCAUCGACGUGGGCAACUGGGCGUCCCGCGCCACCCUCGACAUCAUCGGCCUCAGCGGCAUGGGCCAAGACUUUGACAGCCUGCACGACCCCACGAACAAACUCUCCAAAACCUACCAAGACGUCUUCAACCCGGGUCCCACCGGCCGCCUCCUCCAGCUCGCGGGGCUCUUCGUCCCCUUCUGGAUCGUUCGUCGUCUCCCCAUCAAGCGCAACCACGAAAUCAACGGCGCGGCCGAGUACAUCAAGCAAGUCUGCCGGGACACGAUCGCGAAGAAACACGCCGCGAAAGAGAAAGACGCCUCCGCCGUCGGAAAUGACAUCCUCUCCAUCGCGCUGGAAUCCGGCGGCUUCGCCGACGAAGACCUCGUCAACCAAAUGAUGACCUUCCUAGUCGCGGGCCACGAAACCACCGCAACGGCCAUGAUCUGGGCGCUCUUCAGCCUGUGCAAACAACCCGACAUCCAAGCCAGACUCCGCGAGGAAAUCCGCGCGAAUAUCCCGUCGUCCUCGUCCGACAUCACCGCCGCGCAGAUCGACGACUGCCACUACCUCCAAGCCGUCACCAGCGAGGUCCUCCGCCUCUGGUCCCCCGUCGCCCUCACCCUCCGCGUCGCGGAGAAAGACACCUCGAUCGCCGGGGAAGUCAUCCCCAAGGGGACGAUGAUCAUCCUCUCGCCUUGGGCGACGAACACGAACGCCGCGCUGUGGGGCGACGACAGGAUGGAGUUCAAGCCGGAGAGGUGGUUGAACGCGGAUGGGAAGGCGAAUAGCAAGGGAAGCGCGGAGUCCAACUAUUCGUUUUUGACGUUUUUGCAUGGCCCGAGGAGUUGUAUCGGGCAGAAGUUUGCGCAGGCUGAGUUUGCGUGUUUGUUGGCUUGUUGGGUGGGGAGGUUUGAGACGAGGUUUGAGGAGGGGAGCCCGUUGAAGGCGGAGGGCAUGCCGGAGAUUAAGGGGGGUGUGACGUCGAAGCCCAAGGGCGGGUUGUGGUGUAAGUUGACGGAGGUGCCUGGGUGGUGA